Messenger RNA from Fomitiporia mediterranea MF3/22, 1679 nucleotides. Its product is annotated as triacylglycerol lipase. NCBI's taxonomy places the organism in Eukaryota, Fungi, Basidiomycota, Agaricomycetes, Hymenochaetales, Hymenochaetaceae. The record is from RefSeq and is a predicted model, not a curated record. The coding region runs from base 1 to 1608 and encodes 535 amino acids. The transcript is spliced from 6 exons.
AUGCGCUUGGUGACAGCAACGCUCACUACAGCUGUAGUAAGCUUAGGACUCGAUUUUGUGCACGCUGUUGACCCCUUGGUCGAUGUCGGGAAUACGAAAUACCUUGGUACAGCACUCUCAAGUGGCAUAACACAAUGGCUCGGGAUUCGUUUCGCCGCACCUCCACUCGGUGACCUGCGUUUCCGUGCACCUCAGGAUCCACCUGUGAAUGAUACAGUUCAAGUAGCGGAUGAGCAUGGUCCCAUUUGCUUUAGUACAGGAGCAUCGUUCCCUGAGAGCGGUCAUUCGGAGGACUGUCUUUUCUUAGACGUCUUCGCUCCUUCAAGUGCAUCAUCAGACUCGAAAUUACCUGUAUUCUUCUGGAUUCAAGGAGGCGGGUUGAAUGCACUUUCGAAUGCGAACUAUAAUGGGUCACAGUUGAUUCAAGCGGCGGACAUGGGUAUGGUCAUUGUGACACACAAUUAUCGUGUUGGCCCGUACGGGUUCCUCGCGAGUAAGGAGGUACAAAGUGAUGGUGAUAUUAAUGUUGGAUUGCUCGAUCAGCGGAAGGCGCUCCAGUGGGUACACGAUCACAUUUCCGAGUUCGGUGGUAAUCCAGACCAUGUCGUUCUUGGAGGCGAUAGUGCGGGUGCCGAGUCCAUUACACUCCACCUUACAGCUUUCGGUGGUGCACCAACGGAUCUUUUCCACGGUGUCAUUGGCGAAUCCCAGUCCUUCCCGCCCGUUUUUAACGUGUCAGAAGCUCAGUUCCAAUACGAUGCGCUCUCUUCACGCGUGGGAUGUGCGAACUCGACCGACUCACUUGCGUGCUUGAGAGCCCUGGAUAUAAGUAUCUUGCAGGAGAACAACAUUGCGAUACCUUUCCCUGGUCGUAUUAACCCGCCGAACUUUUUGUAUAAUGCGAUCCGUGAUGGAAGCUUUAUUCCCGACUUCCCGUUCAGUUUGUUUGCGCAAGGAAAGUUCGUCAAGGUACCUUCCGUGUUUGGCGACGAUACUAAUGAAGGAACGAUAUUCACGCCAAGCAAUCUCAACACGUCCUUGGACAUGGACAACUUCCUGCUUGAUAACUUUCCCAAACUGAACGCCAGUUCACUCGAGACCAUACACGAACUGUAUCCAAACACAGUGCAGGCUCCGAACCACGGUGCAUUUUUCUUCAUUGCAUCGCUGCCGUAUGGAGAGAUGAGAUACAACUGCCCCGGAAUCUUCAUCAGCGGAGAAAUUCGGAAAUUCAGGCAACCAUCACCCAAUUGGCUGUAUCACUACAACGUCGAGGACCCAGACCAGAUUGCAGCAGGACUAGGCGUCCCACAUACCGUCGAGGUACCUGCAAUAUGGGGCUUGAAUAGCACUACUGGCACGCCACCUGCGAGUUAUUUCACGACUAAUGCCGGUAUCGUUCCAAUAAUGCAAGGGUUUUGGACAAGUUUCAUACGAACUUUCGACCCGAACACUCAUCGUGCGAAUGGAACGCCAGAAUGGGAACCGUUUGACGGAUCCAGGAGGAUUUUAUUUGAGACGAACUCUACGAGGAUGGAGGAUAUACCGUCGGAACAGGCUGAGAGAUGUGCUUUUUUGACGAGUAUUGCGGUAGAGUUGGAGCAGUGACUUGCUCAGAAUGUAAAACAAAAUUUAGCAACGGUAAAAUAGUGCAUCUUCAGACUUAUGGUAUUGGGCAC